Messenger RNA from Nematostella vectensis (starlet sea anemone), 1434 nucleotides. Its product is annotated as serine/arginine-rich splicing factor 6. The coding region runs from base 145 to 1020 and encodes 291 amino acids. Gene Ontology annotation, molecular function: mRNA binding. Lineage: Eukaryota; Metazoa; Cnidaria; Anthozoa; Actiniaria; Edwardsiidae. Gene Ontology annotation, cellular component: nucleus; cytoplasm; ribonucleoprotein complex. The record is from RefSeq and is a predicted model, not a curated record. The transcript has 8 exons.
CAAGGGUGCAAUUCAAAUUCGAAGACGCCAUAUUAGCGCGUGGUGUCGAUUCUUCUGAAGGCUUUGGUCCGAAAACCCACGUAAAUAGCAAACUCACUAUUAAGAACCAAGCUUGAAGAUUGUUAACGUUUCUAGUGAACUAGGAUGAACUGUAGAGUUUACCUUGGACGCCUGCCUUAUGGCACUACAGAGGAUGACGUUCGACGAUUCUUUCGCUCGUAUGGACGACUUAGGGACAUCAAUUUGAAAAACAACUACGGGUUUGUGGAAUUUGAGGACGAUCGUGAUGCUGACGAUGCGGUGUAUGAGUGCAAUGGAAAAGAAAUGCUCGGAGAAAGAAUCUUGGUGGAACAUUCAAGGGGAGGAGCUCGUAGUUCUAGCUCCCGCCCGUCCCGUGGCAGAGAUAAGUAUGGGCCGCCUGUGCGCACCCCGUGGCGAAUGACUAUCGAGAACCUCUCAAGUAGAGUGUCAUGGCAGGACCUGAAAGACUUCUGCCGUCAAGUUGGUGAUGUAACAUAUGGCGACGCCCACAAGCAAAGACAAGGAGAAGGGGUCAUUGAGUUUUCUUGCAAGAGAGACUUGAAAAGAGCUCUGAAAAAGCUUGAUGGUGAAGAGUUGAAUGGAAAGAGAAUCCGUUUGAUUGAUGAAAGUCCCAGGUCCAGAUCACGGAGUCCCAGGUCCAGAUCAAGAUCCCGCUCGCGUUCACGUAGCCGGUCCCGCAGACGAUCCCGAUCCCGCAGUCGGUCCCGUUCUCCUCGUCGAUCUCCGUCUCGCUCAAGAUCCCGCAAUCGAUCCCGUAGUCCGAGGCGGUCCCGUUCAAGAUCCCGAAGCCCGCGAAGCUCACGCUCGAAGUCCCGUAGCCGAUCUAGAUCCAGGUCCCGCCAGAGAUCCAAAUCGCGCUCAAAAUCCCGCACGCCCGAAGCCAGGGACGAGGGGAUGGACGAUGAACAACAACAGAACGGCGAACAAAAUUCCGAGGGAGGGGAGGGUCAGGAGGACGCCGACCACGGGCAGGACUAGCUUGCUAAUGGGGUUGUUUGAAUUUGUUAGAUAUGUACUCCCUUGCAAACAGAAACGGUGCUUUCUACCUUGUUUGAUUGUGAACUUCACAUGGGUACCAUAUGCAAAGUUAAACCCCAAGGAUAUAGGCAUAUUCUUACACAGCGCGAGUUGUCGCGCAGGUCGGAUUUACGGAUUUAAAAGCCUGCUGGGAGCAAGGAUAUUUUUUUCUUGACAAUUUGUAUUAUACGUUAAGAAGUGCUUCAACUUGGCUUCCACUUCCUCAAGGUGGAUGACAAGAGUGUACAAGCAUAUCGUUUUGGAUUUCUCUACAUAGGCAUAACCAAAGCGUCCUUCGUUUUUUGUUGUUGAAUAUUUUGUUUGCUCGAUGUAUCUGAGUGUAUCCAAUUCUGUUUAUUAAAUGUGUUUUUAGUU